AUGAGAAACACGCUAUACAAAAUCGCACUGACCGGAGCUUUGUACAUGCUGUCUGAAGCAGCAAGCGUGCCUACAUCAUACACGCCUAUGUCACGAACGGUAGUGAUUGAAUCUCCUUUUGUGACUGAGAAUAUAAUCAUUACAAACGAAAUUGAGAAUGGUAUAGACGUGAAUACUACCUCUGAUCUUCCACUCGAAGAGGCCUCUUGCGACCCUGCAAACGAAAUUAUCAAGACAUACGUUACACUGGCGAACAAUUUGCUGACCGCUACUGGUCUGUUUACGACGCAAAAUCUGAGUUUAUUCGGACUUUCCGACAACCAUCUGGAUCCAUUGGAUUUUAACAAUGAAUUGAGCGUUACUGCUAGUAACAAGCUAUGCGCUCCACAGAAAUGCAUCUCAAUAUUCGGAAAGAACAUUUGUACACCCAAUCUAUGUGUGAGUGGUGAGGCUAAUGCGAUAUUGGAGGAUCUCCAUGGACUGAGCACCUUAAAGGCAGAUUCAGCCACGUGUCUUGAGGCACACUAUCUACCAGGGGAGGAUAGAAUAAACGCCACUGGCGUACUGAAACUCACCGUCGAUAGUUUGACUGGCAACUUUCAUGCGGAUGCCAGUGGGAGUGUACUGGGCAUUAAGAUCCCGGUCUCAACUACGGGUAACUUCACAGUAGUAGACGCAGCGCCAUCGGCCACAGUAGAUAUACAGCUCUCAUUCACAGAGGAGAAUGGACAGAGGUAUUAUCUACUGGAGGACUUGACCUUCGUCGACAUUGACAUCUUAUUUGAUCGUGUUAAAGUUGAUUUCGACGCUUUUGACGACAACACGGACGACACGUUUUCCAAUAUAGUGAAUCCGUUUGCUAAGCUACUUAUUGAGGGCCUGCACGGUGAUGGUGUGAUUGCGAAACCGUUAACGGAGUUGCUCAACGGUAUCAUCAAGGACGCUAUCCCCGAGGUCAACAAGUUCUUAGGAAGUAUAUCUUUCUGA
Messenger RNA from Sphaeroforma arctica JP610, 987 nucleotides. RefSeq lists its product as hypothetical. The transcript is spliced from 6 exons. The coding region runs from base 1 to 987 and encodes 328 amino acids. NCBI's taxonomy places the organism in Eukaryota, Ichthyosporea, Ichthyophonida. The record is from RefSeq and is a predicted model, not a curated record.